UAAUGUUACGUCAACAAAUGAGCCAGAAAAUUCAGUGCCCUCCAUUGUUUAAUACGGAGUAGAAGGUCUUUGGACGGCACAUAUAUUCUAGGAUUUAGCUGUUUAGAAUGUCAUCUCCGUCGCCAGGGAAGAGGCGGAUAGAUACUGAUGUUAUAAAGCUAAUUGAAAGCAAACACGAAGUGACAAUUCUAGGUGGCCUCAACGAAUUCAUCGUCAAGUUUUUUGGGCCUGUAGGAACCCCAUAUGAAGGUGGUGUAUGGAAAGUUCGAGUUGAUUUACCAGAGAAAUACCCAUUUAAAUCACCAUCUAUUGGUUUUGUGAAUAAAAUAUACCACCCAAACAUAGAUGAAGCGUCUGGGACAGUCUGUUUAGAUGUAAUAAACCAAGCCUGGACAGCUCUUUACGAUUUAUCAAACAUAUUUGAGUCAUUUUUGCCUCAACUGCUAUCAUAUCCAAACCCUAUUGACCCCCUGAAUGGAGACGCAGCAGCAUUAUUCUUACAUAAGCCAGAUCAAUACAAGGAGAAAAUAUCAGAGUACAUUAGGAGAUAUGCCACUGAGGAAGCUCUCAAAGAACAAGAAGAGCUCUCAUCAUCAAGUGAGAGCAUUAUUAGUGACUUUUCAGAGGAUGAAGCACAGGAUAUGGAGCUAUGACCCAGGCUGCAAUAUUUUUAUAUCCAGAUUAUAGCUAUUAUAGCCCCUAGAUGGGAGUUUGGGCAUCCCUGUGUACAUAAGAGCUCUCUUACUCCCUCAAAAUCUCUUCAAAUAUUCGUAUGUGCAGAUGUAUUAUAUUUAUUUUCAGCAGCCUCGUUGAGGCUCAAUUGUUUUAGAGGUUUUUAAUUUAUAAAUAUUUCUGGGAACUUGAUAAUUGUGUGGAGUCAAAGACGCGGAUAGGAAGUACUUAACUGUAGCCAUCUCGUUUUUAUUCUAGCUAAUUUUACGAUAGAAAUUUCGGUGUGUGUUUGGCUGGGUGAAAAUUUUACUGGAUGCCUUAACUCCCUUAUUUCAAUUCAUUGCCAUGAGGUUAUUUACCGUCAGAGAGUGCGCGCUGGUAAGCGUCUUGUUGUCAUAGUUACAGGGGCGUAUUCAGAAUUGGAAAUUCUCCAAAAUCAUCCAGGUCGUUGUGUAUGUAAAUGUAUACUGCUAUUUUAACCUUGAAUACAAGACAUUACGGCCUAUGUGAAAAGUAAGCUACAAUACGGAUUCGAUGAUAAUAGCGUUCAUUAUCUCGUUUGUAAACUUUAAAGCCCCUGCAAACAUCGCCACAGCGUAGCCAAAAGUAAAGAUUCGCUGUUUGAAACAUGCUCGGAGGCGCAGUGCAGUAGUUCGCCAGCAUUCCCUUAUCUCAUGGUCAGCCGAGCGUAGCGUUGCAAGCUUAUGUUGGCGAUGAUUACACUGGGCUAUUUCCUCUCCUAUUGAUUCGAUUAAAGAGUUUCCACGCAUUUUAUUAGCCGCUUAAACAGCGUCUGUCAGUCUCUAUUUUGUCAUCCUAGCAAAGUACAAAGUGUGAAGAAGCAUCCAUUCCAUUGGCUGAUUUAGGGAAGCCAAUGCGACACUUUGGUAAUGCCAAUGCGAUUGAUUUGGUAAAUAAAGUAUUAAACUUUGGUUUUAGGUGGUUACUGUAUUUCGAGAUUCAUCACAUUUGUGCCUUCCAAUAUAAAAUAAAAACAAUAACAAAGGUGUGGCUGACAAGGGCGCUUUAAGUUAUAAGCCUACUAUAGACUCUUGUUAACACUAUGCGUUUACUACAGUCUCUGACUUUUUGCCAACUUGUCCAGUGAAAGGGUGUGGUGGGUGAGUAAAACAGCGCACUGUGCCCCUUUAGCUUGGUAUCGUUUUGUGGCUUAGGUAAGACAAAGUUGGGUUCCGCCUGUGCGUAAGUUACCUCUGGCGUGUUAAUUCUCUUAUCUACAGCACUGUAUAUAGAACACUGUACACCUAUAGUAUCAGCUAGAAUUGACUUGAUAUAAUGAGUGUAGUAAUUUAAUAGUUGCAUCGUAUUUUAAUAUCUGCGUAUAGGUAUGUCUAUUUGCUUGAAAUUAAUGUUUAUAAAAGGAAUCUCUUUUAAUAAAGAAAAGCCUUCCUGAUGAA
This is a messenger RNA of Nematostella vectensis (starlet sea anemone), 2090 nucleotides long. Its product is annotated as ubiquitin-conjugating enzyme E2 H. The transcript has 7 exons. NCBI's taxonomy places the organism in Eukaryota, Metazoa, Cnidaria, Anthozoa, Actiniaria, Edwardsiidae. Gene Ontology annotation, biological process: protein polyubiquitination; ubiquitin-dependent protein catabolic process. Bases 108 to 653 code for a protein of 181 amino acids. Gene Ontology annotation, molecular function: ubiquitin conjugating enzyme activity. Gene Ontology annotation, cellular component: nucleus. The record is from RefSeq and is a predicted model, not a curated record.